AUGAGAUUCUCGAUUCUUCUCCUCCUCUUUAUUUUCAAUUUUCUGACCCCCGCCCUCGCUGAUACCAAAACGAUCUGCCUUGUCUGCAAUGGAAUAAUCAAUAUUCCAAGUACUGAUAGUGAGGCUCAAAUCGCGUUCAAGUUCGCCUGUGACUCUAUUGAGAACUCGUUCUUGGCAGGAGCAUGCAGGACAUUGGCGUCAGUUAUCCAUAAGAGUUACACGUGGGGAAUCUUCAAAUGGGUCAUUCAAGGACUCAAAUGGCCCACUUGUGCGUUGUUGUGCUAA
Messenger RNA from Caenorhabditis remanei, 285 nucleotides. RefSeq lists its product as uncharacterized. Lineage: Eukaryota; Metazoa; Nematoda; Chromadorea; Rhabditida; Rhabditidae. The record is from RefSeq and is a predicted model, not a curated record. Bases 1 to 285 code for a protein of 94 amino acids. The transcript has 2 exons.